This is a messenger RNA of Angiostrongylus costaricensis, 825 nucleotides long. The record is from the annotation of a GenBank genome assembly. NCBI's taxonomy places the organism in Eukaryota, Metazoa, Nematoda, Chromadorea, Rhabditida, Metastrongylidae.
AUGACAAGUGAGGAAGUCGACAACCUGUGUUCAUACUGUUUGGCGGUGGUCCUCGGCUUAACUGUCCUGUUGCUCCUCUCGUCGAGAGUUCGUUUCUACCUGAAGAUGUUCCUUUAUCUGACGUCAAUGAUAAUCAGUGGAGCCGUUGGUGGGAUUAUUAGCAUACCAUAUGGCCGAUCACCUGAUAAUCACUAUCGAAUAUUUGGUAUUUUCCAAUACUUGUGCUCGUUUUUACGACUUCAUUUCACCUUACGGAACAAGCAUUAUAUUGAUAGUGAUAAGCCGUUCAUCCUAAUCGCAAAUCAUCAAAGCGCUUUCGACGUACUCGGAAUGACAUAUUGUUGGCCAGAGAAUUGCGUUGUGAUGCUAAAGAGCAGCUUGAAGUUUUUGCCAGGAUUUAAUCUGUCUGCUUAUAUGUGCCAUUCAAUUUUUAUCAAUCGUUUUAGUAAAGAAAAAGCUCACAAAGCUUUAGACUCAACUUUCGAUGCCAUCACCAAGUAUCAGCGAAAAGUUUGGAUUUAUCCUGAAGGUACGCGAAAUGCUGGCAAUGUUAUGCUGCCUUUUAAAAAAGGAGCGUUUGUUCUUUCAGUGGAAGCCAAGGUUCCUGUGAUAUGCUGUGUAUUUUCCUCUCAUAGCUUCUUUUACGAUGCUGCUGCGCGGAGGCUUAGCGGUGGCGAGUGUUUGGUUGAGUUUCUACCUCCAGUAGAUCCGUCCAAGUUUAAUGGGGUCAUAGAGCUCAGUGAUUACUGUUGGAAUAUAAUGAUGGCUAAGUAUGAAGAGCUCAAUAAAGAGCUAAGCAAUAAGUUAUCUCAUAAAGACAACUAA